Messenger RNA from [Torrubiella] hemipterigena, 1350 nucleotides. The record is from the annotation of a GenBank genome assembly. Lineage: Eukaryota; Fungi; Ascomycota; Sordariomycetes; Hypocreales; Clavicipitaceae.
AUGUCAUCGCAAAGUCCGCCCGUACUGCAGCAACACCGCCGCCAGCUGCGCCGACUGUGCCAGGUGCACAUUUCCGCCAACUGCCAACUGCCAACACAAACAAACCAGGUGUUGAAAAUGUCCAACUUUGUCGAACUCGCUAUCAAAUUCCACAACUUCCGCAACGGCGUCGCCAAGGAAAAGGCGGCGCUGCGCAAGACUGACAAGCCUCUCCGCGCCGGUGUCCUCUCCGCCGCGGCCAUCAACUUCACGGCCUUCUUUGAUCCUGUCGAGAGCCAUGCCGACAUCAUCAUCGCGGGUGUUGCUGCGCGUGCGCUAGAUAAGGCGCAGGCCCAGAUUGACAAGUACAAGCUCACAGACGCCAAAGCGUACGGAUCCUACGAUGAGCUGUUGUCAGAUCCAGCCAUCGAUCUGAUCUACACGGCGCUGCCAAACGGGCUACACGCUCAGUGGGUGAUCAAGGCGCUUGAAAAGGGCAAACAUGUCCUCGUCGAAAAGCCCAUUGCGUCUACAGCCGCCGAUGUUGACAAGAUUCGCGCUGCUGCCGACAAGUCUGGCAAAGUGGUGCUUGAGGCCGUCCACUGGCGUUUCCACCCCGUCGCGCAUCUCGUCAAGGAAACCAUUGAGAGCGGCAAGUAUGGCAAAGUUGAGUCGUUCAGUACUAACAUGGUUCUUCCCGGCGGUAUUUUAUCCUCGGACGACAUUCGGUUCCGGUAUGAUCUUGCAGGCGGUGCCAGCAUGGACUUGAACUAUGUGCUAUCCGCCGCGCGCUAUAUUUGCAACAGUAAGGGCGAUGCGACCGUUGACAUCCAAGAAGCAAAAGCACGUAUCAACGCCAAGGACCCCAAAGUCGACGAGGCAAUGGACACAGUAAUUGUGUUUACGCAUCCCGAGGAUGGCUCCAAGAUCACAUCGAAAACGCAUGGUGAUUUAAAUACACCAAAACUACUGGGUGUCAUCCCCAGAUUCUGGGACGCGACACCAUCAUUUACGGUUGAGUUGACCAAAGCUCGACUUCAUCUCGAUAACUUUGUUGGUCCAUACAUGAGCCACAGCGUGACCAUUACACACAAGGACGCUAAUGGCAAGUUGACUGGUAAGAAAGAGGGCCUGUCGGCGUACAAGGGCGGCUCGCACUGGGGAGAGCGCGGCCAAAAGUGGUGGACUACAUACAGAUACCAGCUGGAGGCGUUUGUCGACAUGAUCCGAGCAGCAGAGGCUGGUAAUAAAGACGGCGAGGGAGCAGUGGCUUGCUGGGUGAAUUUGGACGAGAGCAAAGGCGUCUUGGAGCUAAUUGACGGCGUUUACGAUAAGGCCGGCCUUCCGCGCAGAGAGUCGGCUGGGCUCUAA